AUGAACGGCAACAUGCUGUCGCAGGUCAUUACUGGCACCGUCGCGCAGACCCUCCGCGGUGCUCAAGGCGACGAAACUAUCCUGGAGCUGCAUGGCUGCGCUGAACGCAUUUGCGAACGGAAUUAUCAUGGUGUGCAGCUGGGGAGAGCCACCAUCGUUGCUGCGCUCGUGGAGAAUUUCCAUGCAUCAGCCGAAGCCAAUUGCCGGAAUCUUGCGCAAUCGGGCAUGGACAGCUGCAGAAGAGCUGCAGACGCAGGCCAGCCAGCCGGCUACGAGUGUAAUCGGGAAUCUGGCGAGACUUGA
Messenger RNA from Drechmeria coniospora, 303 nucleotides. RefSeq lists its product as uncharacterized. The transcript has a single exon. The record is from RefSeq and is a predicted model, not a curated record. Lineage: Eukaryota; Fungi; Ascomycota; Sordariomycetes; Hypocreales; Ophiocordycipitaceae. Bases 1 to 303 code for a protein of 100 amino acids.